Molecule: messenger RNA, 527 nt
Organism: Cloeon dipterum
Lineage: Eukaryota; Metazoa; Arthropoda; Insecta; Ephemeroptera; Baetidae
Product: C-type lectin domain family 17, member A-like
Exons: 4
Coding region: 51-485 (144 amino acids)
Biological process (GO): biological process involved in interspecies interaction between organisms
Cellular component (GO): external side of plasma membrane
Molecular function (GO): carbohydrate binding
Source: RefSeq, a predicted model, not a curated record
UCUCAUUUCACCGCAUCUUAGAAUUGAUUUUUUCAGUCGCAAACACAAACAUGCUCUUCAAAAUUGUUGUCAUUGCAGUUCUCUGCGGAUUGGUGUCUGCUAAAGAGACGAAAAUCGAGCUGACGGGAAAUUACUACUUUGGGACAACAACUAAAGCAUUUUACGAUGCAAGAAUUUUCUGCAACGACAACGGUCUGAAUCUAGUUUCCAUCGAAACCGCCGAAGAGGCAGCACUGAUUCAGUCCCUGGCACCUGAGGGUGGAUUUUACUGGACGUCCGGCACUGACGUGAACCAAGAGCACGGAAGCUUUUUCUGGGCCUCCGGAUUGCCGAUUUCACUCAGCGACGGACUGUGGGCCGCCAACGAGCCGAAUGACUACCUGACCGCCCCGACCGAGGUUUCUGUCGCGUUCGACUUGGACAGCGGCACUAUCGGAGACUACGUCUUCUGGGACUACUACAAAUUCAUUUGCGAGUUGCCCUAAUUGUUUGCGGGAUGGAAUAAAUUAAAUGAGAUAUUGUUGUCA